CUAGAUACAAUGAUGACACUGAGCGUUCAGAUCAUCUUUGGCCUCCUUUGCUGCAUGAUUUCUCUUCCUACAGAUGGCUUCCCAGCAGACAGCAGUACUGAAUUUCGUUCUGCCUUCUCUGUGGCCAGAACCAGCAGCAUGGAAGGGAGCUCUGAGAUGGUAAUUACCUUUGACAAAGUGUAUGUGAAUAUCGGCAAUGAUUUUGACCCUAAGACUGGAUUGUUCCGCUGCCGAAUCCCAGGAGCAUACUACUUCUCCUUCACUGUUGGGAAAUACCCAAAGAAAAACUUGUCUGUCAUGCUGAUGAGAAACAAGAAUGAGGUGCAGGUAAUUGUGUAUGAUGAACAUCACCGCAAGGAACGGAAGGUGGCCAGCCAGAGUGCCAUGCUGCAGCUUGACUACGGGGACACGGUUUGGCUGCGUUUACAUGGAGAUCCCAAGUACGCUCUUUACAGCAAUGUGGGCCCCUACACAACUUUCAAUGGCUACCUGAUCUAUCCAGACACUUCUGCCUUCUUCCAGAAUGCUCUUAGCUCUCAAGAGCUCGGGCCACACCCUCACACAAUUCAGCAACUUCCCAGAGAGCAAAAUGAAGCUUCACAGCGACACAUGUUGUCUGACCAGCCAAACAGGGUACAAGACCCUCGCUCUGCAUUCUCUGUUGCCCGCACACAAAGUCUCCUGGGGACAGAUGAGAAGCAAACCCAGCAUGAGCCGAUCACAUUUGAUACAGAGUUUGUGAAUAUUGGAAAAGAUUUCAAUUCCUCCACUGGCAUCUUCACAUGCCGUAUACCUGGUGCGUACUAUUUCUCCUUCACCAUUGGCAAAAUGCCCUUUAAGACUAUGUCAGUGAAACUGAUGAAGAACCACAAUGAGGUGCAGGCCAUGAUCUAUGAUGACAACCACUCCAAGAGGCGGGAGAUGCAGAGCCAGAGCAUCAUGCUGCCUCUGCAGUAUGGGGACACUGUUUGGCUCUACAGCCAUCAGCACGAUGGCUAUGGUGCCUACAGCAACCAUGGCAAGUACAUCACCUUCACAGGCUUCCUCAUCUAUUCAGAGGCUCAGCCAAAGUGGCCUCCAGGUGCCAGCUUACCUCAAGGGUCAAACAAUUAA
Messenger RNA from Cinclus cinclus, 1113 nucleotides. RefSeq names its product C1q and TNF related 4 (gene C1QTNF4). NCBI's taxonomy places the organism in Eukaryota, Metazoa, Chordata, Aves, Passeriformes, Cinclidae. Gene Ontology annotation, molecular function: protein binding. The transcript has a single exon. The record is from RefSeq and is a predicted model, not a curated record. The coding region runs from base 10 to 1113 and encodes 367 amino acids.